Molecule: messenger RNA, 9078 nt
Organism: Bombina bombina (fire-bellied toad)
Lineage: Eukaryota; Metazoa; Chordata; Amphibia; Anura; Bombinatoridae
Gene: CD248
Product: CD248 molecule
Exons: 1
Coding region: 427-2721 (764 amino acids)
Biological process (GO): cell migration
Cellular component (GO): extracellular matrix; external side of plasma membrane
Molecular function (GO): calcium ion binding; extracellular matrix protein binding; extracellular matrix binding
Source: RefSeq, a predicted model, not a curated record
UGCAGAGAGGCAGAGAUAGGCAACUUCAGUCUCACUCUGUGGGACAGCUAAACUCACAGACACCAGGCUUGAGCGGGCACUAAACAGAAGAAAUGAAAAGCGCUUACAUCUGCCGGCUUAUAACCACAACACCAGACUGGCAGAGAACAAGAGACAUUGCAUGUUAGAAGACCAGUGAGACAGUCAUUAGACUAUCUGCAACUUAAUACUUCUGGCUACUCAGUCACUGGGGUGAGCAAAAAGUAACACGAUUGUUCUGUGCAGACAAACCCUCCUGACACUGUCAUCCAGGUGCUACAGCCAAGCUCUGUGAGUGAAGAAGAGAUAACCAGACACAUUUAUUUACUGCAGACACAUAGAACAAUCUCUCUGAUAAGUCUACAGUGCUAAACCGCUGACUAAGUAGACAGAAAAAAGUGAGGCACAAUGCUCUUGUUCCUCCUCCUAGUCAUUCCUCAGUUGUCCAGCGGUGAGCUUGGAGAACAUGAUGCACUGUGUGGUCCAGGUGAUGCAUGCUACGCCCUUUUCUACCAGCGCAAAGGAUUCCUAGAGUCUUGGAGGGCUUGUAGAGACCGUGGUGGAAAUUUAGCCACAAUAAAAAAUGUCCAAGAAGCUGCUCUUGUGGAACAACUUUUGACCUCAUCGACAAGUUUUCGUGGUGAUGGCGAUUUAGUCCAGCUAAGAAUUUGGAUUGGUCUUCAGCGCCAACCCAGGCAGUGUGCACCUCUGAAACCUUUACGUGGAUUCACUUGGACCACUGGGGACCAAGAUACAGCCUACACUAACUGGGUGAACCAGCCAGUACAUGCAGGGUCUCCAGGUUUAUGUUCUGCACCCCGGUGUGUUGCUAUAGGUGUGGGCUAUGGCAAACCAGAGGAUGACUUCAAAUGGCUGGAAGGGUCCUGUACUUUGCCUGUUGAUGGCUUUCUGUGCAAGUUCCGCUACCAAGGGAUGUGCCCAGCACUUUCAGAGGGUGCUGUACUCUACACUGCUCCAUUUGGCUACCAAGGAAACUGGCUAGAUCGCCUUCCUUUUGGUUCUGUUGCAAAGGUAACUUGUGAAGGACAACAGCAGGAUGUAUCAGUGCUUUGCAUACUGAAACAAGAUGGCACUGUGGGGUGGCACAUAAAUGAGCCAUUGUGCCAACCUUAUGAUACCAUGAAGUGCAGUAUGUGCCAACAACUGUGUGAUGAAAGAGGCGUUUGCUCUUGUAAGGAAGGGUAUAUUUUACAACCUGAUGGGCACUCUUGUGAACCAGAAACAGAAAUGAGCUUUGAAGAACAUAAUCCUGCACAAGGAUGCCCAUGUCAAUACCAGUGUGUAGGCCUCAACAAGGAUGGUACAGGAUACCAGUGCAUAUGCCCAGAGGGAUACCAACUGGCAACUGAUGGGCACAGUUGUGAAGAUAUAGAUGAGUGUGAGGAUGGAGAGGAAGGAGAGGAAGGGCCAUGUGAACAUGCUUGUCAGAAUGCCCCUGGGUCAUAUGUCUGCUCCUGUGACCUUGGGUUCACCGUCUCAGAAGAUGACCCUGCACGAUGUGUGGAUGUGGAUGAGUGCCGUAUUGCCCGAGUGUGCAAACAAAUGUGUGUUAACUACGUGGGUGGGUUUGAAUGUUUCUGUAGUGAGGGUUAUGAAUUAGAUGUAGAUGGUGUGAGCUGUAAGUCAGCUGGGCAUAGGGAGGUUAGCUAUGAGCCGCAAACACCUGUGUCCACAUCAGAGGAAUUUAGCGAGGAAGAGACAGGCAUUUGGUACCCACAGCCUGUUGAUACAGCAGAAGGAUUUGAGUCAGAAUGGAAGAUGACAGGUACAACCACUGGAGGGAGAGAAGGGAGGUGGGAUUCACAUCAGCCUACUGGCGGAGAGUGGGGUUGGACAGAGAAUGUGGAAAGCUGGGAAGAGGAGACUACAGCAGGGCCUGAAAUAACCAAACCCACAACAAGGCCUUUUAUAUUUAAGUGGGAAGAGAGUGAGGAGAAGACUACAGAGCCACCUGUAGAUGAGUGGGCUGACAUAACUCCCUCUGUGUUGGUAUGGGAGGAGGAUGAAGCACCUGCAUCCUCAACCACUGCUGUGCCAACCCAUACAAUUCCAUUUGUGGUUAGUUGGGAGGAGGACAAAACAAUGGAAGAUGAUACAAUAAUAGAGGAAGCUUACACAACAACCUUACCAGCAAAAACUUCUCCUCCAUCAACAACUAUGGCACCAGUACCUCCCACAACCAACAUACCAUUAGACAAAGUCACUGCUGCUGCCUGGCCUGGAGUUAAGGUAACUACAUCUUCAACAGAACAAUAUAGAAAUUUGCCAGAUGAAAGAACAUUGUCCCCAAAGAGAUUUAUAGUAAUUGAAACUUCUCCAACCACAAUUGUUGCCAAAGAGAAAAUGGAUGAAGUUUUAGCAACCAAACCUACACCUAGAAUUCCCCUCCCCAAGAACACCCGUAAGACAAUACCUACUAUGCACCCUUCUGUUUCCCCUCUUCCAGCACAAGAAACAAAAGGGAAGAGAGAUACCCGGUGGCUUGCGGUAGCUUUGCUGGUUCCCCUGUGCAUUUUUCUGGUUAUCAUGUUAGCUUUUGGCAUUGUUUACUGCACCCGAUGUGGAGGAGACAGCAAACCCCGCAGUGUUACUGACUGCUAUCACUGGGUCACUGGGGGAGGGUCUGGGAAAGGACCUGCACCAUCUGGGGUGGAGACACCUUCCUGCAGAACAGGAGUUUGAGAGAAGAUAGAGAUGAAUGUGUAAAGUUUCCAGAGUGCUGGACUAGGAAAUAUUUUGGAUUUAAUAUUGGGAACUCUGGGUAUAUUAUUAAACACUGAGUGCUAACGGCACUCAGGUUUGUUUCUGUCUGCUCCUCCACUAUCUUAGAUGUGUCUGCCUUCUUCUAUGUUAGCCAUGUCCCUCUUCUCUUUCAUUUUCAAUUCAUUCACAGUUGUCCUUUCAUGUUGUCGGUCAGUUUCAUAUAGCUAUCUAGACUACUUGACCCAUUGCCUCAUGUCCUGUCUCUGAUGUCUUCUUACCUCUUCUUAACAGGACCUCUAUCUACUUCCCCUCUCUCAGGUGUAUUUACCCUUCUAGUUACUGCCUAUAGUUAUUUACCUUCUAACAUAUUCACCUUCAAAUAUUUAUCUUUCUUGACUUUCCACAUACCAUUCUCUCAUAUGUCGCUCUUCCUCCUCACACAUAUCUUUCUGCUCCCUCUGAUACUUGUCUAUCUUCAUGUCCCUCUCUCAUGUUAGCUUAUACAUCUCAUUCCUCCCUCGUGCAUCUUUCUCUGUGCUUCUGUAACACUUGCCUGUCUACUCAUAAGUAUCUGUCUCUCAAUGUCUGAGACUCCUCCACUUAUCUCACCUAUCCAUCUUCCCUUUUUACUUGCCCACAUACCUCUCUUACAUAUCUACCUACCCUUCUCACAUGGACAUAUACUACCCCUUCUGACACAUACAGCUACCCUUCUGAUAAAUCUACCUACCCCUCUCACAUGUACAUAUACUACCUCUCUGACAUAUAUUGCUACCCUUCUCACAUGUACAUAUACUACCCCUCUGACAUAUAUAGCUACCCUUCUCACAUGUACAUAUACUACCCCUCUGACACAUACAGCUACCCUUCUGACAUAUAAAGCUACCCUUCUGAUAUAUCAACCUACCCCUCUGACACAUACAGCUACCCUUCUGACAUGGACAUAUACUACCCCUCUGAAAUAUAUAGCUACCCUUCUGACAUAUCUACCUACCCCUCUGACACAUACAGCUACCCUUCUGACAUUACUACCUACCCCUCUGACAUAUAAAGCUACCCUUCUGAUAUAUCAACCUACCCCUCUGACACAUACAGCUACCCUUCUGACAUGGACAUAUACUACCCCUCUGAAAUAUAUAGCUACCCUUCUGAUAUAUCAACCUACCCCUCUGACACAUACAGCUACCCUUCUGACAUGGACAUAUACUACCCCUCUGAAAUAUAUAGCUACCCUUCUGACAUAUCUACCUACCCCUCUGACACAUACAGCUACCCUUCUGACAUUACUACCUACCCCUCUGACAUAUAAAGCUACCCUUCUGAUAUAUCAACCUACCCCUCUGACACAUACAGCUACCCUUCUGAUAAAUCUACCUACCCCUCUCACAUGUACAUAUACUACCCCUCUGACAUAUAUAGCUACCCUUCUGACAUAUCUACCUACCCCUCUGACAUAUACAGCUACCCUUCUGACAUUACUACCUACCCCUCUGACAUAUAAAACUACCCUUCUGAUAUAUCUACCUACCCCUCUGACACAUACAGCUACCCUUCUGAUAAAUCUACAUACCCCUCUCACAUGUACAUAUACUACCCCUCUGACAUAUAAAGCUACCCUUCUGAUAUAUCUACCUACCUCUUUGACAUAUACAGCUACUCUUCUGACAUAUCUACCUACCCUUCUCACAUGUACAUAUACUUCUGUGACAUAUCUACCUACACCUCUGACAUAGCUACCUACCCUUCUCACAUGUACAUAUACUUCUGUGACAUAUCUACCUACACCUCUGACAUAGCUACCUACCCUUCUCACAUGUACAUAUACUUCUGUGACAUAUCUACCUACACCUCUGACAUAUCUACCUACCCUUCUGACAUAUCUAUUUCUUCUUCGCCCCCUUAUCAUAAGGUCAUAUACCUCUGUGACAUAUCUGUCUGAUCUCUCACAUAUGUGUCUGCCUUCUCAUCUUGCUGUGUAGACCUCUGGAUUUAUCUACUCCUUACCUGUACCAUAUGCCCUAUUUUAUGUGUGUGUCAGUCUUUUACUGUCAUUCCUCUCUGCCAUUCCUUCUUGUAGAAUAAACCCUUUCCUUACCAUGAGGCAGGUUAAGCAGACACAAUUACAAAUGGGCACUCUCUGGGAUUAAUUAUGAUCCAAAGACUGGUGAAUAUCUGUGCAGAAAGAGUAGGGGAAAAAAACAUCAGAAAGCCAAGCUUUGUUCUUCUUACUGUCUUCUAAUAUAUAUUGUAACCACAAGUAGAUACAUAGAAUGCUAACACAUGUUCUCUCGACAUCUGUAUUUGUAUAUAGUUUUUUUCCUCCUUUUGAGACAAAACAGAUAUGUUGGCCUCUGAUCACCCUAAGGAACAUAGUGUAUGUUUUUUUGCCAAAAGGUAAACCAACCCCAGCAGGGAUUUGGAAACUAUGUGUAUUCAGAUUUUAACCACUGUAACACUAAAUUUGGUAGGUUUUCUGGACUGAUGGGAAGAUCAGUUAUAUAAUGAGGAACUAGGGGUUAAUUUACCCUUCUCGUUGUGUGAUUGAGCAUAAACAUAUUAGGCUAACAAUUAACCCCCAUAAAUUUAGUAAUUUAAUUUCCAAGUGAUCUUCAAUCCCAUAGGCAGGUCAACCUCAUAAACAGUGGUCAUUACAGAAGGUUGAAGGUGGCUUCACUCUGCACUAAUGUCCCUUAGAUGUCUUAGCUACAACAUAUAUGGUCCAAGUUGGUUACAAAUGAGAAAAUGUCAGGGACCUAGAAUUGUCUUUAUGAGACCUGAGAUAUCAGCUGAAUGUCCCUUCCAGGUGUUUUUUCUGGAUUCCCUGUGUAGUUUCUUUAGCUCUGGGCAUUGCUUAGACAUAGUCAACACAAUCACUUAACAUUCAUCCAUCUUCUAUCUGUAUUUUUUGUUGAAUACUGUGCUCUAGGAUAUUUCCAUAUGUGUCCCUAAGAGUCUUAUACUGUUAUACAAAGUGUUAGUUGGAGGAGCUAUUGAGAGUGAUCACAAAACAAGAAACUCAAAAAUACUACAACAGCCCAAAGUCUAAAAAAAAAAAAAAAUAUUGUUAGAUAUGAACAUUAGGGCUAAGACAGUGCCCUUAAAUAAUAUAAUCUGAUAAUUUUAUUCAUAGCUGUUUGUGUUACAGAUGGUACUUUCAUUUAUGCUUGAAUCAGCCAAGUUGUUGGAUAUACACCAAAGUGAUGUCAGGAUCUGAGGAUAAGUGAUAUUGUGAGAAUCUGCAGAAAUAACUACAUGUACCUUUAUUGUGAAAGGCUAUGCGUUAUAAAUUAUCCUAAUUGUCUAACAAACUCCUGGCACUUGCAUGAACUUUAUAAAUGGGUAGAACCUAGCAGAUGACUGUUUUGGUGCAUUCUUAAGUAAAAAAAAACAACACAACAUGAAAGAGCUGUUGUUCUUAGUCAGAUCUUGUCCUUUACUUUGUCAAGCAAUUAGGGUUAUAUAUUUUUUUUAUGAAAGACUAUUAGCGUGUUAAAGGGGUCAGUGUUGAAUUUGUUCAUUUGUAUUAACAUUGAAUUCUCUUGUUCUACCAAUGUGGGGUUAAAUAGAAUGUACUUUGCCAAAUAAAUGUUACCCACCGUCUUAGAGAACUCAGGGGACACUUACCCAGCUGUUUUGGGGUGUGGUGCUGUUAAUAAAGGGGUAACAAACCUCCUUCUACUAUAAUACACCAUCUCUGCACUGUUUAACCCUUUGUCUGCCAGAGAGGUGUGCACUACAUCCCUCAGUUCUAGCAGUUAAUGGGUUAUUGUGCUGACUUCAUUACAGUCUGAAUAUAAACGAUUCCAUUUGCAUAGAAGAGGACAUUAGGGGUAUCUGUGUGUUUAGUUAACCCUGUGAUUGCUGGAGUGUUCUGGGCAGUGCAGUGCAUUGAGCUGGGUCUCUUGCUUCAGUCGAUUUGUUAAUUUACUGUUUAAUAUUAUUUUUAAACCCUUGUUACUGCCAGUGGGGUCUGCAAUACUGUGUGUGUUAUAUACAGAAUAGUGAGUGGUUCUCUGUACACAGGACUGUGCUUUAUACAGAAAGCAGAACACAGAAAGCUGUGUGUUACAGGGAGCAGACCACUUUACAAUAAGCUGUCUGUUAUACAGAGAGGAGAACACACACAAUGUUCUUCCAUGAGACAAUUAUUAAGCACAUCCGCUGCAUAAAACAACUUAGGUACUGGUAAAGCUUUAGUGAAUCAGUUACAUAGAAUAACAUAGGAACUGGUGAAGCUGGAGAGGCUGUAGGGAGCUUUAGUGAAUCAGUUACAUAGAAUAACAUAGGAACUGGAGAUGCUGGAGGGAGCUUUAGUGAAUCAGUUACAUAGAAUAACAUAGGAACUGGUGAAGCUGGAGAGGCUGGAGUGAGCUUUAGUGAAUCAGUAACAUAGAAUAACAUAGGAACAGGUGAGGUUGGAGAGGCUGGAGGGAGCUUUAGUGAAUCAGGUACAUAGCAUAACAUAGGAACUGGUGAAGCUGGAGAGGCUGGAGUGAGCUUUAGUGAAUCAGUUACAUAGAAUAACAUAGGAACUGGUGAAGCUGGAGAGGCUGGAGGGAGCUUUAGUGAAUCAGUUACAUUGAAUAACAUAGGACCUGGUGAAGCUGGAGAGGCUGGAGUGAGCUUUAGUGAAUCAGUUACAUAGAAUAACAUAGGAACAGGUGAAGCUGGAUAGGCUGGAGGGAGCUUUUGUGAAUCAGUUACAUAGAAUAACAUAGGAACUGGUGAAGCUGGAGAGGCUGGAGGGAGCUUUAGUGAAUCAGUUACAUAGAAUAACAUAGGAACUGGUGAAGCUGGAGAGGCUGGAGGGAGCUUUAGUGAAUCAGUUACAUAUAAUAACAUAGGAACUGGUGAAGCUGGAGAGGCUGGAGGGAGCUUUAGUGAAUCAGUUACAUAGAAUAACACAGGAACUGGUGAAGCUGGAGAGGCUGGAGGGAGCUUUAGUGAAUCAGUUACAUAGAAUAACACAGGAACUGGUGAAGCUGGAGAGGCUGGAGAGAGCUUUAGUGAAUCAGUUACAUAGAAUAACACAGGAACUGGUGAAGCUGGAGAGGCUGGAGAGAGCUUUAGUGAAUCAGUUACAUAGAAUAACAUAGGAACUGGUGAAGCUGGAGAGGCUGGAGGGAGCUUUAGUGAAUCAGUUACAUAGAAUAACAUAGGAACUGGUGAAGCUGGAGAGGCUGGAGAGAGCUUUAGUGAAUCAGUUACAUAGAAUAACACAGGAACUGGUGAAGCUGGAGAGGCUGGAGGGAGCUUUAGUGAAUCAGUUACAUAGAAUAACACAGGAACUGGUGAAGCUGGAGAGGCUGGAGAGAGCUUUAGUGAAUCAGUUACAUAGAAUAACACAGGAACUGGUGAAGCUGGAGAGGCUGGAGGGAGCUUUAGUGAAUCAGUUACAUAGAAUAACACAGGAACUGGUGAAGCUGGAGAGGCUGGGGGAGCUUUAGUGAAUCAGUUACAUAGAAUAACAUAGGAACUGGUGAAGCUGGCGAGGCUGGGGGAGCUUUAGUGAAUCAGUUACAUAGAAUAACACAGGAACUGGUGAAGCUGGAGAGGCUGGGGGAGCUUUAGUGAAUCAGUUACAUAGAAUAACAUAGGAACUGGUGAAGCUGGAGAGGCUGGAGGGAGCUUUAGUGAAUCAGUUACACUGAAUAACAUAGGAACCGGUGAAGCUGGAGAGACCUGUUAGUGAGAAUCACAUGUGUUAUACAGAGAACAGUUUUUAAGAAGAGAGAUUUUUUAAACAACAACCUAUUGCAGACAACAGCAGCUGUUAUCAAAAGAGCCAAUAAUUCUAUUCACAGAGCUGGGUAAUACAGUUACACAGAUGUGUGUUUUAUACAGAGAGUUUCAAGUAAUAUGCACAAGCGUGUGCUUGCUAUACACAGAGCUGGGUAAUAUACAGAUGUGAAUGUUAUACAGAGAGUUGCAAGUAAUAUGCACAAGCGUGUGCUUGCUAUACACAGAGCUGGGUAAUAUACAGAUGUGAAUGUUAUACAGAGAGCUGCAAGUAAUAUGCACAAGUGUGUGCUUGCUAUACAAAGAGCUUUGUAAUAUACAGAUGUGCAUGUUAUACAGAGAGUUGCAAGUAAUAUGCACAAGCGUGUGCUUGCUAUACACAGAGCUGGGUAAUAUACAGAUGUGCAUGUUAUACAGAGAGUUGCAAGUAAUAUGCACAAGCGUGUGCUUGCUAUACACAGAGCUGGGUAAUACACAGACAUACCACAGGCAGCCAGCACAACAGAUCAGGAAUUUCUAUUUAUUUCCUCUUGUAAAAGAUUUAUUUGUAUUUUUUUUAUGUUUGACAAAUAAAUUUAAUUAAAACAAAAGAGAAAA